GAGAAAAGUUGAGAAUCAUUUUGCUUUAGACCAAUUAAGUGUCCUUUGCGGUUGGAUUCACGAUGUUUCGAAAAUUAACUUUAUUUAUAAGUAAAAUCAUUUUGAAGCAGCUUUAUUAAGAGCAAUGCACGAGCACAGUGGCUAAACCCUUAACCAUUUAAAUUAAGGAGUUUAGUAAUUAGUAAACGAUUUAUGCCCUGAGUCAUUGGUAUUCAAGCUUAGUUCAGCAGCAUCAAGGAAUGGAUCAUGUUUUCGUACAAACCAAAGCCGCAAUUGCUGCUGAGUCCGAGUGGUCUAAAACGUUGCAUGCACCCAUCUUCAGCUUCAGCUUCAGCCACCACCAACUCAUUCAAUGCCAUUAUCAACCACCAUUCAUCCCAUGGUGCUCACCGUCAAGUUCUUGCAACCUAUGCCUCUAUGCUCAAAACCCAUGUCCCUUCUGACGCUUACACCUUCCCCAGUCUUCUCAAAGCUUGUUCUUUUCUUAACCUCUUUUCCCUCGGUCUUUCCCUCCAUCAACGCAUCCUCGUUAAUGGGUUGUCCCUUGAUGCUUACAUUGCGUCUUCUUUGAUCAAUUUCUAUGCCAAAUUUGGGUUCCCUGAUACUGCUCGAAAAGUGUUCGACUUUAUGCCAACUAGAAACGUUGUACCUUGGACUACCAUUAUUGGGUGCUACUCGCGCUUGGGUCAUGUUCCUGAGGCCUUUUCUAUGUUUGAUGAAAUGCGUCGCCAGGGGAUUCAACCCAGUAGCGUAACCGUGUUGAGCUUGCUGUUUGGAGUCUCGGAGCUUGCUCAUGUGCAGUCUUUGCAUGGUUGUGCAAUUUUCUAUGGAUUUAUGUCUGAUAUUAACUUGUCAAAUUCCAUGCUGAAUGUGUAUGGGAAAUGUGGAAAAGUUGAGGAUUCUAGGAAAUUGUUUGAUUACAUGGAUCAAAGGGACCGGGUUUCGUGGAAUUCGUUGAUCUCGACCUGUGCCCAGAUUGGGGAACUAUGUGAAGUUUUGCUACUUCUCAAGGCAAUGAGGUUACAAGGUUUUGAGCCUGGCCCACAGACUUUUGGGUCUGUUUUGUCUGUGGCUGCAUCAAGGGGUGAGUUGAAAUUGGGAAAGUGCUUCCAUGGGCAGAUUUUGAGAGCUGGUUUUGACUUGGAUGCACAAGUUGAAACAUCAUUGAUUGUGUUGUACUUAAAAGGUGGGAACAUUGACAUUGCAUUUAGAAUGUUUGAAGGGAGUUCGGAUAAGGAUGUGGUUUUGUGGACAGCAAUGAUAUCAGGCCUUGUGCAGAAUGGAUCUGCAGACAAAGCACUAGCUGUUUUCCGACAGAUGUUAAAAUUUGGAAUGAAGCCGUCUACUGCUACCAUGGUCAGUGUAAUCACAGCUUGUGCACAACUUGGAGGUUUUAAUUUGGGGACAUCGAUCCAUGGAUAUAUAUUAAGGCAGGAAUUACCAUUGGAUAUUGCUACUCAGAACUCUCUUGUUACCAUGUAUGCAAAGUGUGCUCACUUGAAUCAAAGUUCCAUUGUAUUUAAUAAGAUGGACAAAAGGGAUUUGGUUUCAUGGAAUGCAAUAGUUACUGGAUAUGCACAAAAUGGCUAUGUUUGUAAGGCCUUGUUUCUUUUUAAUGAAAUGAGAACUGAUCAUCAAACACCUAAUUCAAUAACUACUGUCUCCCUCCUACAAGGGUGUGCAUCCACAGGACAACUCCACUUGGGAAAAUGGAUCCACAGCUUUGUGAUAAGAAAUGGCCUUAGGCCAUGCAUCUUGGUUGACACUUCAUUAGUAGACAUGUACUGCAAAUGUGGUAAUUUGGAUACUGCCCAAAGGUGUUUCAACCAGAUGACAAGUCAUGAUUUGGUCUCAUGGAGUGCCAUAAUUGCAGGAUAUGGUUAUCAUGGCAAAGGGGAGACUGCAUUGAGGUUAUACUCAGAGUUCCUGGAAAGUGGGAUGAAACCCAACCAUGUGAUUUUCCUCUCAGUUCUAUCUUCUUGUAGUCAUAAUGGACUUGUAGAGCAGGGUCUGAACAUCUAUGAAUCAAUGACCAAAGAUUUUGGGAUUGCACCAAAUCUUGAACACCAUGCUUGUUUAGUGGAUCUCCUUAGUCGUGCUGGGAGGGUAGAGGAGGCAUAUAACUUGUACAAGAAAAAGUUCUCAGAUCCUGUACUUGAUGUUUUAGGCAUAAUCCUUGAUGCUUGUCGAGCAAAUGGUAAUAAUGAACUUGGCGAUACAAUUGCCAAUGAUGUUCUCAUGCUGAGGCCUAUGAAUGCUGGAAACUACGUACAAUUAGCACACAGCUAUGCUUCAAUUAACAAGUGGGAAGAAGUGGGUGAGACAUGGACCCAUAUGAGAUCUCUUGGCUUGAAAAAAAUUCCUGGCUGGAGCUUUAUUGACAUACAUGGAACAAUCACUACAUUUUUCACAGAUCAUAACUCACAUCCCCAGUUUCAAGAAAUAGUUUGUACACUAAAAGUUUUGAGAAAGGAAAUGAUCAAAAAGGAGGAAGUGGUCAUUAACCUUGAAAUAUCACAAUAACAUAUGCUGAAAUGGUAAAUAGGAGCGUUUCCAAACCUGACCGGCACUCAUGAAGGGUCCUGAAGCCGCCGCAAUGGUUUUGGAUUUCCAUCAGAGAUUUUGACCCAUCACUUUAUUUUCUUUUUCUUUUUUUGGUUGAAAUGGCGUCGGAUUUCUAUCCAAGUCUUGUAUACAUUGGGCAGAUCACUUACCAUGAAGAAAAACAUUCAUGCAAUCUUGCGAGUAGUUUUUAGCAACAAUUUUAGUAUGAAAAAGGGGUUGCUCGAGACGAAAAUGAAUAUAUUCAACCUUAUACCUACUUAGAAAGAAAGAAGCCGUUCUUGAGUUUUGAAUCCAUAACCUUCAAAUCCCAAGCCAAUAACCUUAUUGUUGUAUCAACUCUCAACACCUUUCGUU
Molecule: messenger RNA, 2919 nt
Organism: Cajanus cajan (pigeon pea)
Lineage: Eukaryota; Viridiplantae; Streptophyta; Magnoliopsida; Fabales; Fabaceae
Product: Tetratricopeptide repeat (TPR)-like superfamily protein
Biological process (GO): RNA modification
Molecular function (GO): protein binding; RNA binding
Source: RefSeq, a predicted model, not a curated record